Molecule: messenger RNA, 1976 nt
Organism: Poecilia latipinna (sailfin molly)
Lineage: Eukaryota; Metazoa; Chordata; Actinopteri; Cyprinodontiformes; Poeciliidae
Product: LIM and calponin homology domains-containing protein 1-like
Exons: 13
Biological process (GO): regulation of focal adhesion assembly; positive regulation of stress fiber assembly
Cellular component (GO): stress fiber
Molecular function (GO): myosin II head/neck binding
Source: RefSeq, a predicted model, not a curated record
CUUUUCUUCUGCCCCAUGUCCUCAUGUCUUCCUGUCCUCCCUCUGCAGGCUGCAACAGGGAAGAGCUUUGGAGACAAAGACUUCCGCAGCGCGCUAGAGAACGGCAUCCUGUUAUGCGAGCUGCUGAGUGCAAUCAAACCCGGACUGGUGAAGAAGAUCAACAGACUGCCCACCCCCAUCGCCGGGCUGGACAACCUGUCAGUUUUUCUCCGGGGCUGUGAGGAGUUGGGCUUGAAGGGCUCCCAGCUGUUUGACCCAGGGGACUUACAGGAUACUUCCAUACGCGCUAAUCUCAAGGACUCUGACUGCAACCGCAAACUAAAAAAUGUGCUGAACACGGUUUUCUGGCUUGGAAAAGCUGCCAGUGGUUGUCCUUCCUAUACCGGUCCUAAUCUGAACCUGAAAGAGUUUGAAGGCCUUCUGGCUCAAAUGAAGCUGGAAAGUGAUGAUGGCGGCGACAGCUCUCAGAAGCGCAGCGUUCGAGACAGCGGCUACGACUGCUGGGACUCGGAGAGGAGCGAGUCUCUCUCUCCGCCUCAACACACUCGGGACAAUUCUCUUGACAGUCUGGAUUCCUUUGGUUCCCGCUCGCAGCACAGCCCCUCUCCUGAUGUUGUGAAUCGAGGCAACAGCGAUGGACGCGGCAGCGACUCGGAGGCUGACGCUCCCAGCAGGAAACCCGACGUACGGAAAGAUGACAUGUUGGCCAGAAGAACAGCCAGCAGCGACUCCAGAUGCCCGGUUCCCUUCAACCAGUUUCUUCCAAACCGAGCCAACGCCAGCUGCUACAUCCCGACCCCGCGACGAAAACAACACCCAGAGGAAGGAGAGCAGAGGAGUCACCUUCAAACCAUUCCAGAACAAACCAAACGAACCGGAUUUCAGCAGAAACCCCCCAAAACGGUGACUUGGGCACCUGAAAGCCAGGCCGAAAAACUGAAACAGGGAGAGGACUUGGAGGUGUUGGAGCAGAGGAGGCUGGAGAAGUUGAAGAAGGCAGGAAUUAAGGUUCUUCCUGCUGCCGUUCGCUACAACAGCACUGCGAUAACGGAGGAAAAAGAAACGAGGUCACCGUCUCCGAACAUCAUUCUUCGCUCUGAAAAUGAAUUUUUGAGCUCCCACAGUCCGGCUUGUGAUUCCUCCUCCGACGGGGAGCAGGAUGCAGAAACGAGGAGGGUUCCCGAUGUCCACAGAGACGACUUGGCAUCCCGACGAGUCCACCGGAGCCCAGGUAACUCCAGGGUCCAUCAGUUCGUCCCUCCUCCAGCCUGCACCACCAGAGACAGAGAGCGCUGGGAGGGCAUCAGGCGAGCCUCACAGCAGACCCUGCAGCAGAUGGAGAUCAGCGAGAAGGAAGCGGUCUGUGACAUCAUAACCCGUGAAGACAACCCCUCCCUGAAGGAAGAGGAGGAUGAGGGAGAAGAGGGAAAAGAUAAGACGAUGCCAAAUAAGCAGAGAGAUGACCUGGCUCGUAGGCGGGGCCAAAGCAGGCCCCUCCCUCAGAGGGACGGACCAAUGAGCUUUGUUUCCUCCUCCAUGAGUCCGUCUGAUGUACAGAAGUGGGAGAGGCUCAGGAUGACUGAACCAAGUGAGGAUAGGCCAGCCCCCGUGUGUCAGGCUUGUCUGCAGAGAACUUACGGAAUCAGCGGAUCAGCAAAGGCUGGACGAGGUCAUGGCAGGGUUGUGACCUUUGGGGGUCUGACUGAGAUCGAGCAGCCGACAGAGGCAGUCACAGCGGGAGGAGGGGAGGAGCCAGAGUCAAUUAGACGACUCCAGUCCAAAGCAGCGGUAUCAAUGACUACCGUUGACCUGAGCUCCUGGCUUUCAGAGGGGAAUCGCAGUGUUGUCAUGGAUGGAUGUGCAUCCUCCCCUCCCCCUGCGGAACACCGACCCUGGUCGGCCGAACCCACCCCUACAGCUGCCGAGAUAGACAACCUCCAUUUGAAAGAAAAAUGCCUCUGCUCCAGCACAUCGGG